GUAUAGUAGAGUUUUUCUUUUUUCCUUCCGUGCGGCCCAUCGCUCCAUCUUCAGCUCUCGCGAUUCGACGCCGGCGAGUCCUCGGGCGAAGGCCGCAUCGCAGCUCCGGCGGUAUCCGGAACUGAGGAAGAAGCCGCAGUGCAGGUUCUGCUCGGGCGCGCAACCAAGCUCCCUCCCUGUCUCGGCGGUCUGGUCGCCUUCGCGGGUUCGCCUCUCUCCUCCCCGCGGUCCCACCGCAUCGCCGGGGCAGGGAGGGGGGCGUCGCGGCGAUCUCGCGGAGUGUUCUUGAGGCUUCUAGAAUAAGCAAGGGGAGGAGGAAGACGCGAUGGCGUCUGUGGAUCUGAUUGCCUCCUGCCUCGAUUCCAUCCGCCAGAUUGGAGAUGAGAUCGUGGAUUCAAUAGUGUAUGUUGAUGCGGGCACUCUUGAGGCGUUUCAGUUCAUAGGAGCAUUCCCGCUGCUUCUCGAGCUUGGCGCUCGUGCUGUGUGCAGCUUGGAGAAGGCUUCUCCUCUUGAUGUUGUUGCUGACUGGCACUCAAUUUUUUCUCAUCCAGUAAGGAAGAUUGUAGUGCUUACAUCCCGCCUUCUUAGUGACGCACAUCGGUAUAUUCUGCGAUGCCUAGGCAACCAUGGAACUGUUUCACAUUGUACUGUGCUGACAACUAUUUCCGAGACUGGCCACUCGGCAUAUGUUGAUUCUCCACUUGGACCAGAUGCUUUCCGGGAGUACGAGACGUUACUCAUUCAGGACCAUGAGGAGCUUUUUAAGAAGUAUGAGAAAUCAGACAAACAUAAAGAUAAUAUUCAUUAUACAGGGGGUGAUUUGACCUCAGACGCUGAUAAAUAUUCUAAGUGGGAUUCUGGGGUGCAUUAUGGCCCUAAUUCUGAAUCCAGCCCGACGAAAAGGAAUUUGUUUCAUGGUGACUUAGGCCAGGUAGAAGCAAGCGGGAAGAGGAUGUCUGUAACUGUGUGUCACUUUCCGAUGAUUUUCUCUCCUAUUUCCUCAAGGGCUUUUGUUUUGCCUUCUGAGAGCAUAGUUGCUGACUCAUGCUUGUCGAACCAGCAUGAAGAUUCCCUUGGCCCUGGUCUACCCUCGAUAUCUACUGGUAAACCUUUUGAUAGUGAUGAGGUUCCUCCAGGAGUGACCUUGACUGCUCAGUUCCUGUACCAUUUGGCCAAUAAGAUGGACCUAAAGCUCGACAUAUUUUCAUUUGGUGAUACAUCAAAGGUUGUUGGAAAGCUGAUGAUGGAUAUGUCAAGUCUAUAUGAUGUUGGUCGUAAUAAGAGAUCCGCUGGUCUACUGAUCAUAGAUCGUACGGUUGAUCUCCUAACUCCUUGCUUCCAUGGUGACUCAUUUCUUGAUAGGAUGCUUUCCUCAUUACCACGCAAGGAAAGGAUGUCAUCAUAUUCUGUGGCAAAAAAUACACAAACUCCAAGCAAGCAUGCUGAAGCUACCAUUAAAUGUUUCCCACUGAAUAUAAAGGUUCCUCUUGAGACACUCUUUAACAAAGAAGAACCUAAGAGUAGGACCAGUAUGUUGUCUGAAGGUAUCAUGUCAUUUGUGUCUGGAUGGAACUCUGCUGAGGUUGACUCCGGAGUUACCUGGCUACCUGAUUAUGCUGACAAAGCAAAUGAUGACAAGAUUGGCAGUGAACUUGGCUCUCUAAGUGGUUCACUCCUAUCCAAUUAUGCUGGAGUACGCUACUUAGAAGCAUUAAUAGACAGAGGAGCAAAUGAUGGGUUAAUUCUGAUUAAGAAAUGGCUUAUUGAAGCUCUGCAGCAUGAAAAGCUAUCCUCUGCAUCUAGAGGUCGACAAGGAGCCGCUUCUGUUUCAGAGUUUCGUUCUAUGGUGCAAAUGCUCUCUCGAGACCAGUUGUCCUUGUUAAGAAACAGAGGGGUUAUCCUGUUAGCCCUGGCUGCUGAAAUGACUCUCCAGGAGCCUCCAAGUUCGCGCUGGGACGCCUUUACGAGUGCUGAGAGAAUAUUAAGUGUAACAUCUGCAGAGACAACUCAAAGUCUUGCUAGUGAGCUUCGUGAUUUCAUCAACACUAGCACUUCAGUGGAAUCUCUCAAACAAGCUAAUACAAUGGAGACUUCACAGGGACUACUUAGUUUCCAAGAUGUAUUACUUCUAACAAUUAUUGGGUAUAUCUUAGCUGGUGAAAAUUUCCCUACAUCUAUUGCUGGUGGUCCCUUCUCUUGGGAAGAUGAACGGUCCCUUAAGGAUGUCGUGGUGAACUCUAUCCUUGAACGGCCAUUAUCUGUGAAGUUGCGUUUCCUUGAUGGCCUGGAUAAUGAACUUGAAGCUAAAGCUAGAUCCAAAGAUGGUGAGAGAAAUAAUAUGGACUCUACCGAGCCAGCAUCUAGUACUGAUGAUUUUGAUGACGAGUGGGGUAACUGGGAUGAGAAUGACAAUACCGAUCACCAAAAGGAGGAUGCUUAUGGGGACAUGCAACUUAAGUUGGAAGUGCGAGAUAGGGUUGAUCAACUUUUCAAUUUUUUUCACAAAUUGUCCAGUAUGAGGUUAAGAAACCAGGCUCUUGGAGAAGGUCUAGCAGCAUUGAGUAGAUUUGAGACUGAUGGCUACUCAAGGAAAUGCUUGCUUUAUAAGUUGCUAUUGGCUCUCUUGUCGAGGUAUGAUGUACCUGGCCUCGAGUACCAUUCAUCAGCUGUCGGUCGUUUAUUCAAAAGUGGAUUAGGAAGAUUUGGGCUUGGACAAUCUAAACCAAGCUUUGGUGAUCAAAGUGUUCUUAUCGUUUUUGUUCUGGGGGGUAUUAAUACUCUUGAGGUCCGAGAAGUCAUGACAGCAAUCUCAGAGAGCAACAGACCAGAUGUGGAACUUAUUCUUGGUGGUACAACCCUUCUCACUCCAGAUGACAUGUUUGAGUUGUUGUUGGGCUCGUCGAGCUUUACUUAGUCUCACCAUCAUACUUGAGAAGCUUAGUAUUCCUGAGUCAUGACAUCAUGGGGUGGUGUACAAGGCAUCUGAAUAAGACUCCCAAAGAACCCAGAUUAUUGACCCAGAGUGUUUUUCAAACAUUUAGUGUCUGGUGGAGCAGAACAUUCAGAUUCAGAAGAGCGUUGUUGAUACGACCAGGGCCAGCAGUUAGCAAUUCGUAAGCAUCCUUGGGAACCGUUUUAGUCGAAUAAGCUGCAAGAUGUACUAGCAGUUCUUCAUAGGAUAGCAGCAAUGGCUUUUGCAAUAAUCAUCGGGAAAUGUGCACAUUGCUGGAAGCAAUAACAAACAGUAUGUGUCUUAUUCAGUGGCCGACAUGCUUUCAUCUCGAAACAUCAGGAGGUAGCGAACAAAAGUUAAGUCUGAAUUAUCCUGCUAACUAUGCACUUGUGACUAGCAUGAGCAUGCUAAUGGUUUUGAGCAGUUGUUUUGCUCCCAAAAAUUGCCUGUCAGUAAAGUAAUAGCAUCUAAAUCAGUGUACUGGUCUGCAAAACUGUCAAAUAUCUCUGUUGUAAAUUCACCCAAAAUUAUCUCCUUGAUGUAUUGGUUUGUAUUCAGAAUCAUGACCCUAGACUUCUGGACCCACUUGAGACUUGGAAAUAAGUCUGUGAUAUCCAUGAUGUAUAAGUGUAAUCAUGUAGCAAUUCAAAUACUCACUGGCCAAAAAGGGCAAAUAAGUUAAAAGCAGAAGUUUGUUAUCUUCCACAAGAAAACAUUAAAAUGUGGGAUCUGCC
This is a messenger RNA of Phragmites australis (common reed), 3687 nucleotides long. RefSeq names its product sec1 family domain-containing protein MIP3-like. The coding region runs from base 326 to 2914 and encodes 862 amino acids. The record is from RefSeq and is a predicted model, not a curated record. Gene Ontology annotation, biological process: vesicle-mediated transport; intracellular protein transport. Lineage: Eukaryota; Viridiplantae; Streptophyta; Magnoliopsida; Poales; Poaceae. The transcript is spliced from 7 exons.